Molecule: messenger RNA, 2046 nt
Organism: Haliotis rubra (blacklip abalone)
Lineage: Eukaryota; Metazoa; Mollusca; Gastropoda; Lepetellida; Haliotidae
Product: acylglycerol kinase, mitochondrial-like
Exons: 15
Coding region: 51-1430 (459 amino acids)
Biological process (GO): protein insertion into mitochondrial inner membrane; ceramide biosynthetic process
Cellular component (GO): mitochondrion; TIM22 mitochondrial import inner membrane insertion complex
Molecular function (GO): acylglycerol kinase activity; ceramide kinase activity; ATP-dependent diacylglycerol kinase activity
Source: RefSeq, a predicted model, not a curated record
UGAGUUAUCUACCUUGAAAUUACAUGUGCUAGAAGUGAUUGAAACAUGACAUGGCUUUCAUCAUUAAGUCAGCGAAAACUGUUCGGACGCACUGGAAGAAAUCAACAUUCGGUGCAUGUCUGCUAAUGUAUGGUGUUAAGUUUGGUAAUGAAAAAGAGCGCUUCUUCACCUAUAAACAAUGUUCAAGAGAGGAGCUGAUCAGGAGGGAGUUCUGUGCAGAAGCAGUGGGAUAUGGCAGUAAAAUCAUGUUGUAUAAUGAGAAGCCGCGGCGAGUGACAGUCUUCCUGAACCCAGCAGUUAAAGGAGGAAAAGGGACCAAACUGUUCACCAAGACUGCAGCCCCCAUCUUGUACCUGUCUGGGAUGGAGGUGAAUGUCGUAAAGACGGAGUACGAAGGCCAAGUGAAGGAGUUUAUCAAAGUCUUGGAGUCCCAGGACACUGACGCCAUUGUCAUCGCCGGCGGUGACGGCACUCUCCUGGAGGCUGUCACUGGCUUGAUGAGGAAAGAAGACAAGAACCUCCGAAACAACAUACCUAUUGGAAUUAUCCCCCUUGGCAAGACAAAUCGGUUUGCCAAGCUGUUGUUUGGAAACGAUCUGAAUCAAGUCAGACUAAUUGCGGAGUCUGCCAUGGCAAUCAUCAAGGGAGACACCAGCCAGUUUGAUGUGAUGAAGAUAGAGGUGGGGGAAUAUGUGGAAUAUUAUUUUAUUUUCAAAAAUCAUGUUCUGCUGAAACAUUCAGUUGUGGGGAGGAGGGGGAAGACCACCUAUGCUGUGUCUGGUCUGGAAGCAGGGCUGUACCGAGAUGCUGAACAGAGGAAGGUCAAGAACUGGUAUUUUGGCCCACUGAAGCAUUACUGGACAUAUAUCCGAACCACACUGAGGAACGACUGGCCGGCCAACUUCAAAGGGAAGAUGAGUUACGUGGAGGCAACAUCAGAGAACACCAAACUCGUGGCUCCCAAAGUUGAAGCUCCACCCAAGUCCAGAACAUGGAGUUGGCUUGGGCUGCUGUACAACCAGUCACCUAAACCUGCUGCGUCAACAAGUGACUUUGUCAUGGACAGCUCUACGGAUGCAGAACAAGAGCGAGAUAUUGCUGCAGUUGAGCUGACGGUCAUGUCUUCAAAUUACAAGAAUGAGAAUACAGUUCCAUCUUUAGCGGUUGGCAUUGGACCUGCAGAACCUGGCCGACAGGAGUUAAUAUCGGAAGGAUGGAGGAGAGUGAAGAAGAGGGAGACAACUCUCUCCCUAGGAACUGACUCCAAUGAACAGAUUCAUGUGAAGUCUAUGCGACUUGUGCCUGAUCAAGAAACUUGUGAAGGUCAGUGGUUCAACAUCGACGGAGAGGCCUUCGAGGCAAUGCCUAUCACCAUCAGCCUGUUGCGGAACAAGCUACGAGUAUACACCCGACCUGUCUCGGUCACAUGAUGCUAAGCCUGUCUUAGUUUUCUAGUAUACGGAAGUACGUGGAACAGGUGCUUCUUGAAAUGUAAUGAUCUGUAGGCUUGUAUUGCCACAGUGGACAUAUUUGGGCAUAUUUUGUGUUGAUAUGUGACUGUAUGUAGUGGUUAAAAUGUUCGCUCGUCAUGCCGAAGACACGCCAUGGAUGCGUGAAGCCCAUUUCUGGUCUACCCUGCCAUGAUAUCGUUGGAACAUUGCUAAGGCCGCAUAAAAUCAUUCUCACUCACUGUAUGGACUAUGUCAUGUAAGACUGUAUUGUAUGACAGUUUAUCAAACACGCUGUGUCCCUACAGCAGCCUCUAUUCUGUUGUCUGUAGGUACAGGCAGCCAGUUGUCGCUGUACAUACAUGUGCAUAGCUGAGUUGGUGUGUCUGCUGUGAAAAAAUUCAAAACUCAACAAAUUAAAUUUUCAGUAAUGAUUUACUUAAAAACUGUGUAUGUAUACAAUAUCAACCAUUAAAUAUGAGUAUGAUUUGAAGCAUUGCACAGAUUGGUAUGGAAGUCAGCGUCAUGGUGACAGUUCAACAGGCACCAUGUGUACAUAGUAUACAAAAUACAUCUCAUUAAACUAAUACACAAAGUC